ACAUCUAUGAUGUUAUUUAUAGUCACUGCAGUGAUUCCUUAGUACAAGGAUCAUUAGAUGAUUAUUUACAUAUAUUGUGGCAGUGAGUGUUUAGUGUAAUUAUGGCAUUUACGCCUAUAAUGGAAGGAACUUUGAGCAAAUGGACGAAUGUAAUGAAGGGAUGGCAAUACAGAUAUUUCGUUCUAGAUGACAACGCUGGAUUGAUGUCUUAUUACACGUCGAAGGAGAAGAUGGUGCGCGGCGUGCGGCGCGGCUGCGUGCGCCUGCGCAGUGCCAUCAUCGGCAUCGACGACGAGGACGACAGCACGUUCACCAUCACCGUGGACGGCAAGACGUUCCACUUCCAGGCGCGCGACGCGGGCGAGCGAGAGCGCUGGGUGCGGGCCCUGGAGGACACCAUCGCGCGCCACGCCACCCGGUAUCGAUGGGAUCCAAAUAAACCUCCGCCUACUAUUCAAGAAUUUGAUAAAAAAAUUGCAGAGGCAGAUACUUACCUCCAAGUUAUCAUUGAUCAAGUUCAGGCUCUGGAGUCACGGGUGGACAAGCAGGCUGAUCCCGCAGAGAGGCAUUCCUUGCAGACGAUAGUCAACCGCGCCAACGAUAUGCUGGACUCCAUCAAACACACCAUUGUGUUGCUGCAGAUUGCGAAGGGCAUGGUGUGCUCGUGGUUCCAGAACACGGCGCACCCUGUGAACGGCGUGUACCGCCCGCCGCCGGAGACGCCGACCUCUGGGGGCCGCCUGCUCACGCCCAAGUCGCCCUCCUCGCCCUCCUCGCCCUUGUCGCCAGGCGAGCUGUUCCUUGGCAGCGCAGGGGUGUCCAAGGAGGUGCAGGCUGGCAUCGAACUGGGCUCCGAGUGCCUGGAGUCGAGGGGGCGGGCCCAGGCUCGCCCGCCGCUGCCCAUCAUGCCGCUGGCCGGCAUGGACGACGUGGGGGUGGUGCCGCUCCCCGGGCCCUCGCACCGACCCAGCAUGACGCUGGUGGUCCCGGAGCGCUCCUACUCCAGCUCGGAGGAUGAGGACUUCUUCGAUGCCAACGAGGACAACGAUAGCACUUCCAGCAGUGCCUGCAGCCCCACUGGUCCCAGAGCGUUCGUGGACGCCAGCGCGGAGCAGCACACGGGGGACGUCGCUGCUCCCCGGGCCUCCAUAUCCGGCAAGCUCAUACCUCGCGUGCGAGGCGACGGCUCCUUGGACUACGACGCACUCUAUGAAGAUGACUCAGAAAAUGACUUGGGGUCGAUGGAGAGCCAUGGCUCCGUGGUCAGCCACCUGCUGUCCCAGGUGAAGAUAGGCAUGGACCUGACCAAGGUCGUGCUGCCGACCUUCAUCCUGGAGCGACGCUCCCUCCUCGAGAUGUACGCCGACUACUUCGCCCACCCCGACAUGUUCGUCAGCAUCACGGACUUCGCGGAGCCGAGGGACCGCAUGGUGCAGGUGCUGCGGUGGUACGUGUCGGCCUACCACGCGGGCCGCAAGAGCCCCGUGGCCAAGAAGCCGUACAACCCGGUGCUGGGCGAGGUGUUCCAGUGCCAUUGGAACAUGACCGGGCCGAAGGACAGCUGCGGCACGGAGCCCGUUACGGAUGGCCCCGUCCCCUGGUGCAGCCGAAGCCAGCUCACCUUCGUGGCGGAGCAGGUGUCUCACCACCCGCCCAUCUCGGCGUUCUACGCGGAGCACUACGGCAAGAAGAUAAGCUUCUGUGCGCACGUGUGGACCAAGUCGAAGUUCCUGGGGCUGUCCAUCGGCGUGCACAACAUCGGCCAGGGCAUCAUCUCCGUGCUGGACUACGACGAGGAGUACAUCGUCACGUUCCCCAACGGCUACGGCAGGUCGAUCCUGACUGUGCCGUGGAUCGAGCUGGGAGGAUCGGUGACCAUCACGUGUGCCAAGAGCGGCUACGUCGCCAACGUGGAGUUCCUCACGAAGCCCUUCUACGGCGGCAAGAAGAACCGGCUGUCCGCGGAGGUGUUUGCGCCCGGCGAGAGGAAAUCCUUCCUCACCGUGCAGGGCGAGUGGAACGGACUCAUGGAGGCCAAGUGGGCAGAUGGGAGGACCGAAGUGUUUGUGGACGUGAACCAGACGCAAAUCACAAAGAAAAUAGUUCGGCCCAUUCGGGAGCAAAUGGAUAACGAGUCUCGAAAGGUCUGGAAGGAGGUGACAGCAGGUUUGAGCAUGAACAACAUUGAGCGGGCAACGAAUGCGAAAUUUGAAAUUGAACAGCGUCAGAGGGAAGAAGCUAAGGAACGCAAAGAAAAGAACCUCAAAUGGGAGACAAAGCUGUUCAAGGAGGCGGGAGAGAACUGGAUCUACAAGAGUCCUCUGGGGGCCAGAGCGCCGCAGGGCAACCCGCACUGAUAACGGGGGCCGUGUCUUGUGGUUCCGCCCCGUUUCUCCGUUCCCGUGACUGCCCACCGGCACUUGCCCUGACUGUGCAGCAGCGUCCUGCGUCGACUCCCGGGAGGUCACCCGCAAAGUCUGCGUUGAGCCGAGACACACCACAAAUUUUUUAAGAAAUAAUAUAAUGUUUGAAUCAAACAUGCCAUUGUGAAUAGUUUUUGUAAUAGGUUUUUUUGUUUUUCUUUUUUUUCCCCCCCAAGAUUAUGGGCCUGUUCAGGACUUGUGUUGGAGCACUAGAAUUUUUUCAUUUUGUGAAGUGUGUACUCUGCUGUUUAUUUAUGGGAGUUUUUCUAAUGAACUUGAGGUUGUACCUCCUGAGGUAUUGUGUGUUGUGCACAGUGAGAAGUGAUCAUUCAGCGAGCCUAAGUGCUAUAUUUGUAUCGAGUUUACAAUUGACUGAGAAUUUACAUUGAAUGAAGAAAAUUUUACGUAUUUUCUAAAACCAAGUUAUUUUCCUGGGUUAUGAAAUCAAUUAAUUACAUUCCAUCAUGUUUGACUAUGGGUGUGUACACUUUAUAUUUAUACUGGUGUCUACUUUUAUAUAAUUUUUAUUUUCUUUAUUGUUUUCUUUUGAGAAGGUUAUAUGUCUUUGUAUUUGAUGUCAAUAGUUCAGAAUUUGUGUGAAAGUGGUUUAAUAGUUUUAAACUAAAUCUUUUUGGGUUUUGGUAUCUGGUCAUACCUUUAUUAAAUUACAUCAGCUACUGUAGUCGAAUAUGUUUUCACGCAUCCAGUUUAUUCCAAACUUUCUUAUAAUUUUUAUUUCUUUAUAUGAAUUUGUACUUGGUUGCUAUCACCUUCCAUCUCAUAAUCCUAUAGUAUAAAUAAAAAAAUUUUUUUUCUUCUAAUUUGUAUGGACCACUUUUUUCUUAAAUAAUGUCUCAAGAUUGUGGGAUUUCACUGUUUUACUAAAACAGUUAUAUCAAGCCUAGAUGUAUGUAAUAUUUGUGGAAUUAGUUUUUCGUGAAAUAGGCCUCAGUAAGAAACUGUGUAUGUAACAAUUUUUGUUUUGUUUUUGCAAUAUUGAAAAGUUCAUGCAUGGUACCUACUUUAUACUGUGAUCAUAUAAAAAUGUAAACAGCAAAUACCUCUGAUAUCCUGUAACUUUAUUGUAAACAGAGGUUUGCAAUGAUUUUUGCAGUUAAAAAUUUUCAGAAACCCAUGAAUUGUAUUGAUAUGAAACCAUUAUUUCUAUUGACUCUUUGUACAUGAUUAUUCAUAUACUAUGUUGUUUUUGAUCAUAGCUUAAGUGUGUUCUCGAUGGUUUUCAUAAUUAAAUUUUUGUUAUUUACAUUGUUAUAGCAGAGGUACAGAUACUCUCGUAACAAACUAAAAUACUUUCAUUAGUUUGCAACACCCUGCAGUCAUGGCUGUGUCAUUAAGAUGUAAAUAGUAGAGUGUAUUGACUGGCUAAACUCUUCAAGUGAAGAUUGAAGAGUAUAAUUGAUACUUAAUAAUAAGGUUUAUGCAGCUCUAUCGAAAGAAGGCACUCAGUUUUUAUACAUGAAGACAUUUUGACUACCUGUGCCUUCUUUGCUGAAGGCCUUGGUGCUUUGAACUUAAUUAUUUUGAUGCAGCACUUGUUGCAAACGUUUCUGUUCUACGUAAAACACAAAUUGUGUCUUGAAAUAUUUUGGUUUAGAUGUGCACAAAUUUAUUACUAAUGUUUACAUUGUUGUAAAGAGGUUUGUUAGGAUGCCUCUCCGACUUGCGUACUGGCUUCUGAAUGUUGUGACAGCGUGAUGAGUGAGCAUUAUUAAUAUUUAAGAGUCACAUUGUGAAGUGUAGAAAUAAAUAGCAAUAAAUUAUCUGUUCGGUUCAGAAGACUUUUCAUUAUUUUUCAUGUUGCCUUCUGUGGUCUAUACAUGUACAUUUAAAUACCUCGUACUAGUUUCAUGAAUUAGUUCAUAAUCCUAGGCAAUUCUGUACAUAAGAUCUUGGUUUGAAUUUCAGUGAAAAUAAUUGAUUGUAUGAAAGGAACAAGCAUGCCAGCUGUGUUUGCAUUCUCAAGUAAAUAACUGAAUGUGUAAUUUCCAUGUUCUGCUGUGCAGAAGGCUCGUAAAACUACUGUACAUACUCGAAUAACCCACACACCAUUUUUCGUAAACUGUGUGUUGGAAAGGAAUGGUGCGAGCUUAUUUGAGACUUUACAAGGCCGCGUGGCAACUCUUUACGGCACAAAUUCCGUCAAGCUCCAAUAUUGGUUGACCUGCUAUUGCUUAAUGGACAACUGACAUCUUACAUGUGUUUUGUGUGUGUGUCGGUGAGAAAAAGUUGCAGUAAUUACUUUCAAUUGCGGUCGUGAUUAUCUACAGUUGCUGAAAAAAUGUUAAAUGAUUAAAAAGGCUCAGGAAAUGGGAAAUCGUGCUGCAGGAGAAAGUUUGUUGCCAUGGAAAGUUGUACCUGACUGGAGGGGAAAAAAAAUUUUCUCCUUAGAACAAUGAUGUACUGCAAGAAAAUUUUUAUUUGAAAGUUGUGAAUUUGUUGUGUGCUCUUCUUCAGAAAUUUCCCAUUUUAUUUCGUUGUAAUCUUUGUAACAUAGCAUUGAUUUUGGUUGUUAAUGGCCAGGAUCGUAAUGGCCCUUUCACUGCAGUAAACAAAAUAUCUUCAUCAUGGUAAACAUUUAAUCAUCCACAGUGUUAAUCCCUUGAUAAUAUAUUUAUUGCAAAAUAUGUGUAGAGUCGUCUAUUUGCAAAAAAAGAAUUUUACUGGAAAUUUUGAUACAUUUAAUAGUACUUUUGUGGUAAGAAUACAGUGCUUAAAGCAAUAAUUGACAGACGUCAACACCAGUACUAAGAAUGCUUAGAGAAAACCUUGAAGGCAAUUUUAUUAUCACUGUGAAUAAUUAGAAGUCUCGAAUAUACAUUUAAUUAAAUUUGAAACAUGGUCACAAGUGCUGUUUUAAAAGUAUGGUGAGAGGGAUAUUCUAAACAAAAAAAGUAUUUUUGGUUAUCCCCAAUAUAUUAGGGUGCAAGGCUUAUUCGGGUAAAUACAGAAACAUGUGUGAUUUACUGGUAUUUAACAGUAACUUGUUUUUUUUACAGUUAAUGGUUCUGAGAAUAAUUUCAGUGAGUUUAUGAGAUCUCAACCAUCUUGAACUGAUUCUUUGUAAUUAGUGAAAAGUGCAUAAUCAUCUUCUGGUUAUUAAUUUUAUUUUUGAUUGUGAUAUUUAUCUUUGUAUGAUAAAGGUACAGUUGCAAAAUAAUUUUUUUGUUCCUACCGCAUUGAUAUUGGUGAAUGUUUUAGUUGGUAUGAUCAAGCCAUACACCUUCAUUUUAAAAUUUUUGAUAUAGACAAUUAUUACAGGCACUAAUUAAAUAUGUUCUUCAACAAUAUACUUGCAAUUACUCUUUGUACGUGUAACUCAUUAAGUCGGACAUUUUCUCGAAGAGUUAUACUGUAGAGGAAAAGAAUGUAUGGGUAGUGUGUCGAAAUUGAAGAUGACUCAGUAAUAUUUAUACACUUUUCAAAAUGUUAUCUUAGAAUUUUGCAAGGCAGCAAUUAAAAUAGUGUUUUGAAGUUGAUUCAAGUGUACUAACAAAAGGCUGAUAAAGGAAUAGCAGUAUUAUUACUAGUCUGCUAUAGUUGUAAUAUGGUUUAAAAAUAGCCAGAAAUAAAUAGGUAAAAUUAAGUUGAAUACAGUUAAAGUAUUUUUGUCCCUUGUUGCCUUUUUCUUCUUUAGAGCUGCACAAUACUUAACCCACAAUUCUAGCCAGUCAUUAAUUAAAUAAUUAAUAUUGUUAGGCUAUUACAAGACUUAUUGACAUUCUGUUUAUACAGUAUUUAUCAUCUUAAUAAUGCAAGAAGUCAAAAACUUUACUUAAAGCUCUUACUAAGAACCUGUAUUUUAUGAUCCCUUUGUUUUUUUACUAUUUAAAUUGUCACUUUUCUUCAGAGCCACAAAUUUUUAUACUGUAAAUAAUUAUAUUUCUUGAACUUAGAACCUUUGCACAUACUAGUCGUGGUUCUUGCAAAAACUGUAUUUAACUUUUAAUAUUAUCAUAUGAGCAAUAUUUUGGAACAUGCAAUUUUUGUUUCAAAUCAUUAAUUGAUAAGCUAUAAAUAAAUAUGUUUUUAAGUUUAAAUACUGUUUGUGAUGGUUAAAUCAUUAUACAUAUCUAUCUACUUUGGAAUGAAAGAAGUUAAAAUGAUAAAAACUGAAACAUAUAUUGAGAUUACAGUAAAACUAAAAAAACAUUGUGGAAAACUAGACAUGGAUAAUUAACAGCUAAUAGGUAGUUUACAUGAACAGUUAUGUUUUAGCAAAAUUGUAUUUAAAACAUAAAAUAGGCUUCUCAUGCAUUUUUCAGUUGGAAUGCUCCCUUAGGCCAUUUCAUGUUAUUCCAGUAAAUUUUAACAGAUAUCUUGACUAAUUAAACAUUGUAAACAUGCAAAUCCAGCCAUUUUAACCAUAUUGUAUCAGGUGAUUAUGUAAUGAGUUACUGCUGGUUGUAUUUUGUCAGGUUGGUGAUGAAAAUUUGCCCAAAAUCUAAAUUUAUUUUAGAGCUGGCGGGAAUAGGGACUUUAGGUUCGUGACAAGGGACGGGAUUGGGAAUUAUUGAGGAUAUAAAUUAAAAAAUAUUUGUACUGUUUCAAUGAGAAAAUGCCUUUUUUUUCUCCCUUUUUUUAAAAAAAGCACAAAUUUAGUAAUUCUACAUUGAUAUAGGCAGGUAAUUGUAAGGAAAGCUAAAUACCACAAAAUAAGGCUAACCUUAUUAAAUAUUAUGAUAUCUGAGAGAAUGAAUAAAAAGCCAAAUUGACAAAAUAGUGACCAAAUUAGCUCAUAUUUACACUUUGCUAGUGAUGGGUUGGUCCACUGUUCCGCUGGUUCUCAGCAAAUUAACCGGUAUCGAGAACCAUAAAUAUAAUGUUGGCAACGGUACUGGUACCACAGAAACAUAAUGGCUGAAAAUAUAAUAGACUCCCAGUAAAAUGCCGCUGUAUAUCGCCGGUGACCAAUGUCUUUUAAACUUCACUUUAACCCCUACGUGACAAGUGAAUAGUUAGUAUAUUUUUGAAAAUUGAGAAUAGUGGUAAAUCUUUGAAAAUUGCAGGCAACACAGGCAAAGGGUAUUCUUCCCUUUCCUUCUUCACCGCCUUUCAUUAGCCGCCAGCCAUUCCAGAUGGAAAGAUUACGUUGGCAAUGUCCCAAACAGAGUUUUCUGUACCAAGAUCCUGAACCUUUUAUUGUCCCUCUUUUUCAAUAUCAAAGAGGGAUGAUCAUUUAAACUAAAAGUAGACCUAUAAAAAAUAACACAGGCUAAAAUAUACAUUUAAAAAUUAUCAAAAAAAUAAACUACAAUAAUUUAAAGUUUUCUAGUACUAAUUAACUGUAGGUAUUAUUUAGGAAGUUUGCAGCUUUGCAUCACUUAUAACUAAUUAUCGUGACUCAUGAAUUUGCGAAAAAUUACCAAACACUUCAAAACAGUAUGAAAUUUUUUUAAAUGAAAGUUAAAUAUGAUUUAAAAGUUAUUUUGACUUUGGAUUCACUAGCAAACUAAUUUGUAAAUGGGUUUAAUCCCAAACUUUCUUAUCAAUGAAUAUCCACUGAUUUUUAUUUAUUUAAUUUUUCUUUAAUCAUAAAAAAAAUAGGCAUGAAUGCAUGAUAACAAAGGUAUGCUUAACCAUAUAUGUGGUAUAUUGCAUUCUAUUAUAUGGCACACAAUACAAUAUUCAAUGUUACAAAUUAUAUUGUAUACCCAAAAUUAUGAGUGGCUGCUGAUUAUUACUGUAGCGCGGUAGCGGCAGUGGGAUGCAGAGAUGAUAUAUUUAUCUCAAUUUCAGACAACUAGCAUUUGAAAAAUUAUUUAUCUUGUUCUAUGUGUUUUAUUGUUAUUAAACCUGUUAUCAGAAACACAUUUUUAAAGCAUAUGAAAAUGAACUCCCUUCAUUGGUGUACAUCACUGAUGCACUGCAGAAGCUGCCUUCAAGCAAGAAGAAAAAAGAUAACCAAGUAUAUUGGAUGAGGUGGGGGAGGAGGUGGCAUUUAAAAGUUUGAAGAAAUAAAAGAGGAAAGUAUUGCCACCUUCAUCACAUUGAUUUUAUAGUUUUCACUGGCUAAAUAACAAUUUUUAAGGACGUUGAAAAAUUUUCUUUGCCAUGUAAAAUAAAGUGGUAAAUGAUAAACCGAAAUUAGCCUUUUACAACAAUAUCUUCAAAUCACUAAUUCUUACUGUAAGUGAAAAUUGGUUUGCUGGAUAUGCCUCAUCAGAAAACUUUGAAACACAAGGAUAAGCAUUGUUGCAUCACAUGUUCACCUGUGAUAGUCUGAUAGACGAUGUGUGAAAGUGCUGUGGCUUUUCUGAAGCUUUUUUUUUUUAAAUGAGACGAGGCAUUUGGGAUUCACUUUCAAGGCCAGGAAAGAUUGGGCAUAGUUAUCAUGAAUAUAAGUGUAUGUACAGUGGCGAUGGAGAGAAAGAUGGAGUGACGUUUCGCUGAUUCGACAACAAUGUCCAGGGUGUCACAGUCGGUGGCGCAGAGAGCACGGACGUCUCAGGGCGUGUAAGGUCGGUGGCGUCGCUUUCCUUCAACAUGAGUGUAACCAGGAGGCAAGCUGGGACUCACUGCCGCUGGCUGCUACCUCUCGCCCCAGGCUUCACUAGUCCUCCACGGGUAUCGUCACCGUGCUGACAACGUAGGCACCCGUCCCUGGUCGUAGCGUACCAUGGCACAAUGGCGAACCACCGGGGUAGGAUAUUUUCAUAGUAAAACCAACUCAUUAAUUCAUUGAGGUUUCUGUGCUGACCUGUUUUGCACAUCGGCAGAUGCAAGUGCUGUGAACACAGAGGAAGAACACUGUGUGCAUUCUGAUAUAUUCGGUUACGAAACUUUGUGACUAGAUAACAAAACUCAGUGUUGAAUUCUAGAAGGUACUGUUUACCCUAGAACUUUUAUAUACAUUUGAUGUAUUUUAUAAAUUGUAGGGAAACUGGAAACCAAUACAAUCUGAAGUAAUUGGUGGCACAAGAUGGAAGGAGAGAAAUGAAAAAAAAAAAAAAAAAGUGUGGGGGAGUGAAGAGGAAAGAACAUGUGACAUAACAGAACUUUGAAGUUGAUGACUUUAUGAUUGAAGCUCGCUUUGCCAGUGAAAAUUGAUUUAAGAUUUUUCAUCCCACCAUUGAGCAGAAGACAUUCAGAACAUUGGAACUACAUAGCAUUAAAGUAUAAGAAAGUGCUCAUACAACUAGGACUUCAGCAGUGAUUGUGACUAUUCUUGAAGAGUAUUGAGUGAUGUACUUCAUGAAUAUUUAGUUGGAAGUUUUAGGAUAACAAAUUGUGAAAACAUUUUUUUUUCAUACUGUUGAAGGGUUACAAAAUAAUGUUUGCCAGCCAUUCGAUGCCUCAAAAGUUAGCCUUCGAACUAGUUUGAAGCAAGCUUAGUUUUCUUUUGAAAACAUGUGAAUAUUUCAACAGUUUCUUGUAAAAACUUGUAGGUGUUUCAGCCAUUCUGCACCAGGUAAAUGGGCUCUAUUGCAGUGAAUAUCCAAGCUGGAAAAAUUUAAAGUAGCAAUAAAGUGAGUGGCUCAUAAUCGACAUCUUUUAUCAGUACAAAUGUGUACUGUUGUUACUGUUACGUACAAAUUUUUUCCAUGGAGCGAGUGGGAAUUGUAUGUGAAGUGGCAGGGGCUGUCGUACAAAGAAAGGAUGCGGUUGCAAAAAACAUGAAAUUAAAUAUGUCGGUAAAACUUUUGAUGAAAGACAAAUUUAACACAUGAAUUUGAGUAAACAUAAAUAUACCCUCUAAAAUAAAAACAACUGAAAUAAAUGCUUGCUCUGGAGUGAGCUAUCACCCCCACCGCCCCCUUCUGAAGUCAUGAUUGGAAAGUGAUCAUGUAAGCAAUGGUUGGUGUGUUUGGAUACUGAAAUGAGUGAAAAUAUUAGGUGGCUGCAUUUUAAACUAGCAACUGCAUCCACUGCAACUGUAAUUUUUCAGACAUGUUAAACAGACUGAUGUCGAAUGGUGUGCACAUCUUAAGAUGAGUUCAUGUGUAAGCAGCAUUGUGUCUGGUAGCAAUUACACUGAAAUUAAAAAAUUUCCUAGUCUCUUAUUAGCUAUUGUUCCUUCUUGCUUGCAUCGUUAACGUUAUAAAUGAGGUAAGGCUCACAUGAGUGUGCUGUCACCCUGUUUAUUUUUACAUGAUGUGAUAUAUCGAUAUAUGCUUAGAAAAAGAACAGUGGCUGAUUAGUCUUGUACCGUUUUUGUAUUAUGUGAGCACUUUGUGUUGAAAACAAUUUUUUGUGGAAAAUUUCAACUCAAAAUUACCUUCUCUCUCUAGCAACGGUUUGUAAUUCAACACUCAGAUCUCUCGUAAUUUAUUCAGAUUAUGAUUAAACACAUAUCAUCAAUCCCCUUGGUUCAGACGCUCAAUGUACAAUAGUGUACGUAAAAGAAAACACUUUCUAGAACUAGUGUCCCGAAAGUAUUUUUUUCUGCUGUGAUUCCGAUAAUGAGGCAGCAAAGUUUUGAUUCCCUGGACUGUAAAAUUGUGUGUAAAGUGAUGUUAGAACCAAAAUAGCUGGAGACCUGCAAUAUUCAUGUUAUUAUCUUGCACCAUGAUAGGUUCCGUAUUCUCGCACACACUGAGUCGUUUGCUGAUUGGCUGCUGUCACAGUGUGCCCUCGGUCCUGCUCACAUGUUGCUAACGCUCUUCACAAUUUAUGUGUCAAAUAGCUAGUAAACUGCGUACAGAGGGGAUUUAGCUAAAACAGUUUGCAACCUAAUUCAUUGACAAUUAAAACUUACAAUGUGAAUAUUGCAGGUCCAAACUAAUAGCAACAGGAGCUAUAUCAGAGUCUGAUUGAUGUGAAAUGUGGGUUACUGUAGUGACAAAUAAAAGUAGGCAUAUUAGGUAUAAUGUUUCCAUUUUAAUGUGCAAUAACUCUGAACAUCAUGUAUGAUUAUUCAUGUUAGUAGCGCAUUGGUUAGUUUCUGAUCUGGAGGUAUUUAUAUUGAUUCAUUAUUCAUUCAGGGAGUUUUUUUUAAGUAAAGGAUGAGUUUGUUGCAGAAGUGAACAUGUUAAGAUGUAAAAUUGUAAGUAGUACUUUCUUAAAACUAAUUUUUGGUCUACUAACUUCUAAACUUCAAAAUUAAAUUUUUUACUCUAAAUAGUAUCAAUUAAUAAUGUGUAGCAAAUUUAAAUAAAAUAAACUUUUGAAUAAAACUUUGAUGCAAUUAUCUUGUGCAUGUGUUGCUACCUGUUAUUUCGAAAAGAGAGCUAACGUCAUUGUGACGCGGUCAGUUUCGUCCGGUUCUCUGCAAGUUGCAAACUCUUAAAUUGUAAAAUAUUUCAUAUGAUUAGUGAUUGAUAAUGAAGGUGUAGAAAUGUAUGUGGAUUAAUAUUCUUUUUUUAAAUACUCGAGUACUUUAGUCAUAUGCAGUUUAAUAUAACUUUAUUUUUACUACUCACAUGUGUUAACUUGAAAUUCUAAAAACAAACUUUGCAAGAUGUAUGAUAUAUGUAGUAAAAUCAAAAGUUGUGUUUCUGUAUGUGUGUGACAUAUGCAAUGUGUAAACAUUAAAAUGUAUUAGUCUAUUACUUUUGGAAUUACAAGAUUGUAUUAAUUACAUAUUAUUUGAUUGAAUGUAUCUUAUUUUGCCCACAAAUAAAAUGUAGCGAUGUUUAAAUAUGGUGUACGUAGUAUGUUGUAGAAGUAAGUACUUUUAUUGUAAAUAUGUAUAGUCUUAACACAUACUUACAUGCCAACCUGUACCUCCGUACUGACAAGAAUAAACUGUCUCUUUUUGGUGCUGUUGUCGGGAGGCGACAGUAUUGUUGAAAA
This is a messenger RNA of Bacillus rossius redtenbacheri, 12176 nucleotides long. Its product is annotated as oxysterol-binding protein-related protein 9. Lineage: Eukaryota; Metazoa; Arthropoda; Insecta; Phasmatodea; Bacillidae. The transcript has 17 exons. The coding region runs from base 102 to 2357 and encodes 751 amino acids. Gene Ontology annotation, molecular function: sterol binding. Gene Ontology annotation, cellular component: membrane; cytosol; intracellular membrane-bounded organelle. The record is from RefSeq and is a predicted model, not a curated record.